This is a messenger RNA of Labrus bergylta (ballan wrasse), 2121 nucleotides long. RefSeq names its product tyrosine aminotransferase (gene tat). Gene Ontology annotation, molecular function: pyridoxal phosphate binding; L-tyrosine:2-oxoglutarate transaminase activity. Gene Ontology annotation, biological process: biosynthetic process; L-tyrosine catabolic process; L-phenylalanine catabolic process. The record is from RefSeq and is a predicted model, not a curated record. Lineage: Eukaryota; Metazoa; Chordata; Actinopteri; Labriformes; Labridae.
CAAGAAUAAUUAACCAGCGCUGCAACUUUCUGAGGCAACUUCCAUUGAAUAAACGAAGAGUUCCAGGAUGGAUAGCAAGUCUUACUUGGUUCAGAUGAACGGGAAUGGAGUCCACAGCAAAAACAGUGUCAAUGCUAAAACCCUUAAUGGGAGCGGAGUGAAUGGGAAGGUGGUUCACGGGAACAGCAUCCUCCAUGUCAAUGUGAAUGGCACUCUGUAUCCGACCAAAGCCAAGAGCCGCAGGCAAAGAUGGUCAGUGAAGCCAUCAGAGAUGUCCAACAACACACUCAACCCCAUCAGGGCCAUCGUGGACGGGAUGAAGCUCACCCCCAAUCCAGACAAACCCAUGAUCGCUCUCUCCAUUGGGGAUCCUACUGUGUUUGGAAACUUGCCCACUGAUGAUUCCGUGCUUCAAGCCAUGAAAGAUGCCAUAGACUCUCAAAAAUACAACGGCUAUGCUCCUUCAGUUGGUUAUCAGAAGAGCCGGCAAGCAGUAGCCAACUUCUACAGCUGCACUGAGGCGCCACUGGAGGCAGAGGAUGUGAUUUUGACCAGCGGCUGCAGCCAGGCCAUUGACCUGGCUAUCAGUGUCCUGUGUAACCCAGGGGACAACAUCCUGGUCCCGUGCCCAGGCUUCUCAUUAUAUAAAACUCUGGCUGUCUCCAUGGGCAUUGAGGUCAAACUCUACAACCUGCUGCCUGAGAAGUCAUGGGAGGUUGAUCUGCAACACCUGGAGAGCCUGAUUGAUGAGAGGACUUCCUGUAUGAUUGUUACUAAUCCAUCCAACCCGUGUGGCUCCGUCUUUAGCAAGGAACACCUGCAGAAGAUCCUCAAAGUGGCUUCCAAACACUGCCUUCCCAUUCUUGCUGACGAGAUCUACAGCGAUAUGGUUUUCCCAGGUGUUGACUCUCCUUCGAUGGCGACUCUCAGCAGUGAUGUUCCCAUCCUUUCCUGCGGCGGGUUAGCUAAACGCUGGCUGGUACCUGGCUGGAGGAUGGGAUGGAUCCUCAUCCAUGAUAGGAAUGAUGUAUUUGGAACCGAGAUUCGACGGGGUCUGGUAAAACUGACCCAGCGUAUUCUUGGAGCCUGCAGCAUUGUUCAGGGAGCCCUGGAGAGUAUCCUCAACAACACACCUCAGAGCUUCUACCAAGAAACCAUCAGUUUUCUCAAGUCUAACUCAGAGCUUUGUUUCAACGAGCUGUCCAUCGUCCCCGGCCUGACCCCUGUGAUGCCUUCAGGAGCCAUGUACCUCAUGGUGGGAAUCGACAUGGACCACUUUCCAGAUUUUAAAAAUGAUGUGGACUUCACUGAAAAACUUGUGACCGAGCAGUCUGUCUUCUGUCUGCCUGCUUCGGCGUUUGAGUAUCCAAACUACUUCCGCGUUGUGGUGACGGUGCCUGAGGAGUUGAUGAUAGAGGCUUGUGGUCGCAUUACUGAGUUUUGCCAGCGGCACUAUCGACCCCGCAGCCGUGACAGCAAUGACCUGGACCAGUGAUAUAGCAGGACCAGUCUGAUGGCAUGAGCCUUGUAUAGACCAAAGUGUGUGGAUAAACUGUCUUCAUGUGAUUUAUACUGAGCUGGAAUCAGCUUUGAAAUGUAUACCACCUUGUAGUAAAGAUAAAGAUGUAGACAUGUCAAAACUGUGUUAAUAUUGUCACCACUGUGGCAACAAAAAGCUAAGAAGAAGCGUUUGAUGGUCCAUUGAUGGUGUAAGUUUUUAUGUAAACCGUAUGAAAUGAGGAGACCUAAUAUUUAUAUUUUAUACAAGCAGCCUAUAUUAGCCUAUACGUGUUUGUGUAUUUAUAUAAGUUGUGUAACGCUUUCUAUGUCAAUGCAAUGUAACCUCUUUGAUAGCGACUUGGAUAGGUUCAUAGCCCGUGCAUACUGUACAAUAUGCCUUGCUUUUAUAUAUGUUAUGUAUGAAUAAUCUUGGGCCUAGUUUGCUUGUGCUAGAAAACUGCUCUUUAUGUAUUGUUAGUUUGCAUAAACAUGCUCUUUAUCUCAGCAUACUCUGUAUAUUGUUUAAGUGUGAGUCGUACACUUAUGUAUAAAGAUAUUUUUACAGAUGGAAAUUUUAUGUAGUUUUGUUUAAAGAAACCUAAUAAAAAAAUCUUAAAAUGA